Molecule: messenger RNA, 1576 nt
Organism: Cantharellus anzutake
Lineage: Eukaryota; Fungi; Basidiomycota; Agaricomycetes; Cantharellales; Hydnaceae
Product: kinase-like domain-containing protein
Exons: 11
Coding region: 74-1462 (462 amino acids)
Biological process (GO): protein phosphorylation
Molecular function (GO): ATP binding; protein kinase activity
Source: RefSeq, a predicted model, not a curated record
ACGGUAGCAGCCGAUAGGCACGGAUGAAGCGCUCCACUUGCUGUUACCUCUUCCCUAAAGCGUUGCGUACCGUAUGUCCCAAACUACAGGCCCAAUGCGUCCAGAGCGUCCGCGAGAGCGGCACAAUAAUUCGUGCCAACCUUGCCGCAUUCAACAUCGCUGCGGCACCCAGGACCGAGACUCGCUUACCGAUGGGAAGUGUUCGGACUGCCGGAGGCUGGGGGCUGCGUGUAUCUAUGAGGCAAGUUUAAUGAGUGACGGAGCCACUACUACCGUUCCAACGGGUGUCACUGUUUGCCCAUUUGAGGGGCAUCCAGCCAGCGCACAUCUUCAACAUGAUAUGAAUUCUGCUAGCGCUCUCAACAGAGAACGACCCGCACAGUCCCUUCCUCCCCCACCAGAUGUGAACGGCGAUGAUCACGAGCACUUGAGUUGGAUGCUUCAACCCGUUGACUCACCUUCCGGCUCGGAAGAAGGCCUCCCCUCCUUAAAGCCCAAUCGCAAAAACUCGAUGCUUCCUGUCGCUGUGGACACACAUCAUUUUUCACGAGCGCAAGUGCCGACCCAGUGGUCUCCUCUCCUACAUGCCGCACCUGCCGUCGCAUCGACAGCUCUCAUCCAUCGUCCUCCUUGGAUGCACCGACUGCCUCAAGUCGAUGCACCUUGUGAUCUCACUGGGCGAGUCAUUCAACGACGGGGUCUAAUGAAUCAAGGGAGUUUUGCAAAAAUUUAUCGGGGUGAUUUUGAAGGAAAUAUCGUGUGUAUCAAGGCUCUGAAAGAAAUAUGUAUUUCAUCUCGCAAGGAUAUUGCCAAGUUUUGUAAGAGACUGCUGCGUGAGGUGAAAGCUUGGGCCACAUUGAGGCACCCAAAUGUAGUUGUAUUCUAUGGAUGGAUGUUGGAAUACUCUGAAGAGGACAACACUAUAUGUGCCAAGUUGAUUUCAGCGUGGUGUGAAGGGGGGAAUGUUUUAGAGCACCUGGAACUGGUUGUGGAUGUGUCUGAAGGCCUGAUGUAUCUUCAUUCAUGGGAUGUGGUUCAUGGUGAUAUCAAGCCGGAGAACAUUGUGGUUAAUGCAGAGGGCAUGGCUAUGCUCUGUGAUUUUGGGCUGUCAUCCAUACUUUCUGACCUCUCAAUGCAUGAAGAAGGAUCCAGCAUCAUCAGCACUGCACGUUUCACAUCCCCAGAGAUCCUCAGUUGCCAUGUGAAAAAACCCAAUAAAAAAAGUGAUGUUUGGGCUUUUGGCUGUGCAUCAGGACAGGUGCUUUUCAACAUCAGGCCAUAUGUGACAUUGCCAGGGAUCCUUGAUGUCCACCAUGCAGUGGUGAAUGGUGAACCACCCUUCACAUGGAAUGAGCCCGAUAAAUUCUUUGCCACCAUUGAAAGAUGUCUCAAAUGGGACCCAGAAGAGCGACCUAGCAUUGAGGAAGUAACUCAAAACUUCAGAAGCUUAUACCACCACUGAGUUUCUAAUCUUCCUGGAGAUAUAAUGCAUGUGUGUUCUAUGUUUUCCAUGUGCUGUACAUAUGACCUGGUUGUCACAAAAUCAGAAUGUAAUGGGAUUCCAAUGUCAAUUCUG